UUUUAAAAAUUUUGGGUGCCUUUCUCUCUCUCUCUAAGGUCUAAACUUUCUCCAUUUGGUAAAGUGAAAUCCACCCAAACUUUCCAUUCUCCUGCCUCAGUCUACUCAUCGGCAAGCGCCCUCUCUCUCUCUCUCUCUCUCUCUCUCUAUAUCUUCCCAAACAAUGCGUUUCUUGAUGGAGGUGAUGGUGAAUCUAUAUUGAACUUUUGCUGGCUCCCCGGUCGUAGAUGUGAAAUUGUGGAACCUCAAGAAGCCGAGACCAUUGGGUUUUUGAUGGAUUCAGCUACUUUUGAUUUCAGUUCUAAUUAGGAAGGAGUAGGUGCUUGACUUGUCCUGGAAGGUUGGAGGAAUGCUUCGUUUUUGUUUUAUUAUGCUUUCAGAAGCUUAGUUGAGUUGACUUAAUUCUGGAAAUCGUGUCGGUAUUACCUUCGAACGGCAGUUAAUCCUGUGCUUUUCGUGGGAGAUAUAGUACUCUAAUUCAGCAUCUGUGCUGCCAUCAAUCUUCUACAACAGUGAGUCUGUACUUUGCAGCUGUUUUAUGGGAAGAAGAUUGGCUGAGACUAUUUGCUGAAUUUUUUUUCUGAAAUGGAGUGGAAUACUAAGUCGGACUGGGAUAAUUUAAUUUCAUUUAAUUCAAAGACAAGUGAUAGCCUUAAAAAGCUGCAGUUAACUGAUUUGGUUAUUGAUGACGAGGGGGAAAUUGAUGGUGGUUCAUUCGAUCUGUCUGGGAUUGGAGGUACUAGUGGUGGUUCUGGAUCUGAUUUGGGGCAUGGUUCUUCUGGGAAGAGCUCAAAGUCGGUUUCCACAGACUCUUCACCAAAGGAGGGGAUGAAGACAUCCGGUCUUAAGCUUCAGGGCUCUCCUGGAGCUAUUAUCACGGAAAUAGUUCCACCAAGGGCUGAUCUAUCCAGAACACCGUCGUCUUUGGAGACAUCUGUUGUUUCGGUUGAACCGCUAAUUGGACUGAAACUUGGGAAGAGAACCUAUUUUGAGAACAGCGUUGGCAGCAGUACUAAGAGCCCAGGCUUCUCUGUUGCUCCUGUAUCGUCCAUUUCUACGGCAAAGAAAACGAAAUCAUCUUGUCAGAAUGCGACUAUCCCUCGCUGCCAAGUUGAAGGCUGCAACCUUGAUCUCUCUUCAGCUAAAGACUACCACCGUAAGCAUAAAGUUUGUGAUAACCAUUCCAAAUGCCCAAAGGUUGUUGUAGCUGGUCUAGAACGACGUUUUUGCCAACAGUGUAGCAGGUUUCACAGCUUGACCGAGUUUGAUGAGAAAAAGCGAAGUUGUCGUAGAAGGCUUUCUGAUCAUAAUGCUAGACGUCGCAAGCCUCGCCAGGAAACAAUCCAGUUCAACAGAACGAAACUCACUUCGUCAUAUCAUGAUGGCAGGAAACAAAUGAAUUUUUCACUGAACAAUGGGGAAAGUAUUGGGAACCCUACGUGGGAAAAUGUAUGUAGCUCAAAGUUCAUGCUAACACAACACUUCCCUUUGAAACGUGAGAAAGUUGGGCAGCCACCUUUGCCAAGAAUUGAGCUGCCUUAUGCGAUGACUAUGCAUAAUAAGUUAUCCAAUGAACUCUUGACAUCCAAGGCCUCUGCUGCUGAUGUUUUUAAACAAGGUUUCAAGGAAUCCGUAUCGUCCUCCGAGUCAGCAGCACCUGAGUUUCCUCGUGCUCUCUCUCUUCUGUCAACAAAUUCGUGGGGUUCAUCUGAACCAGAGCCGCCCAUAUCGUUUGACCACCCCUUGCGUGUAUAUCCUACUACCAUGCCUCUCUCCGUGAUUCCCCAAGCCUUGCCAUCGGAAUACUGGCAGAUCGAAACUCAGUCAAGCUCUCAUACCUUCACUGGUAGCAGUAACAUUGGCGGUCACUUCCAGGAAAUUCAGCUUUUCAAACCACCGUAUCAGAAUGACAUUUUUUCAAACACUUGGAGUUGAAAGCUAAAAUUCUCUAUAAACCAAUUCUGGCAGUAUGGAGUUCGUUUGCAUGUCUUCUUGAAAAAUACACCUUUUCUUCUCUGUAUUUAAGUUUCAAAGCGGGAGUACAUAUAAAAGUCUAGAUGGCAAAAGCCUUGGUUGUUGAUUCAUUAACUGAUCUGCGUUUAAUCUUUGCAACUGGAGUUUUCCUUUGCUCGUUGAUGGUUGAGAUCUGGUUUUUUGGUGCAAAGCACAUAAGGUGCUUA
Coffea eugenioides is the source of this 2180-nucleotide messenger RNA. RefSeq names its product squamosa promoter-binding-like protein 2. The coding region runs from base 586 to 1935 and encodes 449 amino acids. The transcript has 6 exons. The record is from RefSeq and is a predicted model, not a curated record. NCBI's taxonomy places the organism in Eukaryota, Viridiplantae, Streptophyta, Magnoliopsida, Gentianales, Rubiaceae. Gene Ontology annotation, cellular component: nucleus. Gene Ontology annotation, molecular function: DNA binding.